Coccomyxa subellipsoidea C-169 is the source of this 204-nucleotide messenger RNA. RefSeq lists its product as hypothetical. NCBI's taxonomy places the organism in Eukaryota, Viridiplantae, Chlorophyta, Trebouxiophyceae, Coccomyxaceae. The annotation marks the transcript as partial. Gene Ontology annotation, cellular component: chloroplast. The transcript has 2 exons. The record is from RefSeq and is a predicted model, not a curated record.
UGCGGGCGGGGAGGCACCAUCAAGACUGGGUUUGGGAACGAGAAGACCGGCAAAUUCUUCAAGGAUGAUCCUGAGCGCGCGUUUGGCAUCGAGUCACGCUCGCUGAAGGCCUGCCAUGAGCUGUUUGAGGCUGGCUUCAAGGAUGUGCUUCAUUUGGAGGGCGGCCUUUCGCAGUGGAGGCAUGAGGGUUACCCUAUUGAGUGA